Molecule: messenger RNA, 1077 nt
Organism: Megalops cyprinoides (Indo-Pacific tarpon)
Lineage: Eukaryota; Metazoa; Chordata; Actinopteri; Elopiformes; Megalopidae
Product: zona pellucida sperm-binding protein 3-like
Exons: 9
Coding region: 16-1077 (353 amino acids)
Biological process (GO): positive regulation of acrosome reaction; egg coat formation; binding of sperm to zona pellucida
Cellular component (GO): extracellular matrix
Molecular function (GO): acrosin binding
Source: RefSeq, a predicted model, not a curated record
CAGGUGCGAGUGGCUAUGGACCUGUUUGGUAUUGGCCAGCUGAUUGACCCAGCUGACCUCACCCUGGGAGGCUGUGGUUCCACUGGCCUGGACAGCACUGCUUCAGUGGUGGUGUUUGAGACGGAGCUUCAGGGGUGUGGCAGCACACUGAUGAUGACUGAGGACUCCCUCAUCUAUGGCUUUGACCUCAACUACCAACCCAAAGCAUUGGGUGAUACUCCCAUUGUAAGGACUAAUGAAGCUGUGGUUGGUAUCCAGUGCCAUUAUAUGAGGCUGCACAAUGUCAGCAGCAAUGCCCUGCAGCCAACCUGGAUCCCUUACCGCUCUACCAUGUCUGCUGAGGAUGUCCUGGUCUUCUCCCUGAGGCUCAUGACUGAUGACUGGCAAGCUGAGAGGACAUCCAACGUGUUCUUCCUGGGAGACACCAUGAACAUCGAAGCCUCUGUGGUCCAGGCCAACCACGUGCCCCUCCGUGUCUUUGCUGACAGCUGUGUUGCCACCCUAGUCCCUGAUCUGAAUGCAGUCCCCAGAUAUGCCUUCAUUGAGAACCAUGGGUGCCUGAUGGAUGCCAAGCUGACGGACUCCCGCUCCAAGUUCCUGCCCAGGGUCCAGGAUGACAAGCUGAAGAUUCAGCUAGAUUCCUUCAGGUUCUUCCAGGACAGCAGAAGUUCAGUAUACAUAAUUUGCCAUCUGAAAGCCACAGCAGCUUCUGCUACAACUGACUCGCAGUACAAGGCUUGCUCCUUUUCCACUGCAGCCAACAGGUGGAUGGCUGCAGGUGGGAAUGACCAGGUGUGUGGCUGCUGUGAUGCAAGCUGUGGCUUCAGGAAGGGGAGGAGUGUGGAAGCUGCACUGCAGGGGGAAGGUGAUGCAACCCUUGGCCCCAUCAUUGUCCAGUCUGCCCAAGAAGCAGAGCCUGAAUUCCAGAUGCUUCCAGUGGUGACCAAGGAUCAUAAAGCAGCAGCUGCUUCCCCAGAGGUUGUGGUCCUGGCUGCAGUGGUGGCUAUAGCUGGUCUGGUCUGUGUGACUGUGCUGCUGACUGUACUACUGAGGAAACGACACAAACUAUCUGUAUAA